GCUUGAGCGUUUGAACAAAGAUGGACCUGAGCUAGCAGAGUAGAUUGUAUAUAUAUUUUUUAAUCACUAUUUUAAACGCUAUUUUUAAAUUGGCGUGGCUACACGUGUUUUAAAAUGUACGAACCAUUUGUUACGGUACUGUUCAAACGACAGCUAGCGUGCUGGGUAGCUUAUUAAUUGCGAGUCGAGUUAACGCUUGCUUUUAAAUACAUUCCCUUACCAGCUAGCUAACUAACGUUAAUUUACGUUAGUUACCUAGCUACAUAGGUUUGGUUUGUGACUAAAUAGUUAUCUUUCCAGCUAAUAAUUACUAUCGGUUGCAACAUAAACAACAAUCUGGCUAGCUACCCACAUUUUGGUAGAUAGCUAACAAGUUCUCCAAUGUUAGCAAUUGAGCUAGUCUAACUUACACGCUGGAACGCCUUUGUUGUAUCCUGAUCUUGUAUUCUAUUAUGGUGUUUCGGCGCAUGCUCGGGAAUUACAUUUUGUUAGAUAACAUUUGCAACUCGUGAAAUAAUUAUUUUGAAGCCAUCUGAGUCAUGCCGCGACAUGGAAAUUCACAAUAAACUCAAAAUUGCUAACAAGAAAAGGGAGAAUAAUACUUCGGCAAUGUCGACACAUGCCCGUACAACAGCAAAUUCAGUUUUAGGUACUGAGGUGUCGCUUUCUUUCCAAGAUGAACUGGCGGCAACGAUACAUGGUGCAUUUGAAGUGGCGGUGGAAAUUGCAGUGCUGGAGAUCACUAAACUGGUCGGUCAGGCCUUGGGAGAUGUUCGUGACCAGAUGCAUGAAACAUUACGGGAGAACAAGUCCCUGAAGCAACGUUUGCAAGCAGCUGAGCUAGAACUCAGUGCCCGUGGUACAUGCAACGUAGGAGACGAGAGUCAGGCGCAGCUUGUGGUAACUGUGGGUAACGUCAGCUCAACUGCUCAAAUACAACAAACUCUGAAGUCACCAAGCCCUCAACUGAACAGCAAAUUGAAAGCAGGGAAAGAGAAAAUACAGAAAUACGACAAACCAAAAGCUAAAUUCCAAAUGAGCGCCUCAUCGAAUGUUGCAGUUGAAGAAAGUUAUGGGUUUUUGGCAGCACCUGCUGAGACGAGUACAAGACACAACGGGUCAUUUAGCGAAAUCCGGGAGGACGGCCGAGUAUGUUCCCAAGAACUGGACCCUAAUUUAGGAGAACCAAUCCCUAGCCAGGAAUUUGUUACAGCUGUUAAGGGGAAUUCACCUAAAGUGUACACUGAGAACCUGGUGAAUUUUAAUCUGGAGGCUGCCCCAGGAACUGGCAGCACCUCAUCCCUAUGCAUUGGCUCAGGAAGUCCUGAAGUGGAGCAGGUCAAGGUAAAGGAAGAAAAGUCUGAGCCAGACCAUGGUUCUGACUCUGGUUCUGGCUCCAGUGCCAGCAUUGCUGAAGAGGAUAAUUUCAACCCGGAUAACCUCUCUCUGGCUCAGUCCAAACUGCUUGAAGACUGGAGGCCCGAGCCACUGCAGCUUCAGAGCUGCAACGCCAACCCUCUUGUUCCCUGCACCAGUCUCUCAGUGUCUGACCCUCCCAUCUUUGCCCCAGAUGUUCCUGAACAGAACACCCUUGAACCAGCCGCCAGUGGCCCUUCCAUCUUCCCCUCUAACUUCUCAAACUCCUACCAGCCUGCAGAGACGGUGGGACUGUCCACUUCUCAGCUGCCGUAUGCCGGCCAAAUUGGCAGCGCAAACUCUGCCUCCAUCGUGCCUCCCAGAAUACACGUCUGCAAGGUCUGCGGUGAAGCAUUCCACCUGCCAGGGGAGCUGCGCCGGCACCACAGCCAGCGGCACAACCCCAAACCCAGGAACCCCAAACGGCAGAUCUUUCCCCCAGGACGCAGCCCUUACCACUGCACCCAGUGCGGCCGUGACUUCAACCGCAUGGAGAACCUGAAGACCCACCUGCGCAUCCACACAGGGGAGCGACCCUAUACCUGCUCUGUGUGCGGCGUUCGCUUCCGCCACUCGGGGGCGCUCACGAGGCACUUCCGUAUCCACACUGGCGAAAAGCCCUACGCCUGCAGUCAGUGUGGCAAGACCUUCCGCAACUGCGGGGGGCUCCGCUUCCACCAGCGCUCGCACACCAGGGAAGGCCAGGGCAUGGGGGACUGAGGCAGGAGUCAGGAAAAGGAUGUUUUACUGUGGAAACUUUAACCUGUAUGCAGAGUAUCGCUGACUGGGGCCCUUGGUGAAGAAGAAGAAUGGCCCUAUGCAGACUUGUUCUACAAGGUUGAUAGAUGUUACAAUUUCAUGCCACACUAGAUGAAUUGUGCCAGAUCUGAGCAUUGACUCGUAGUAUUCAGUCACAAAGAAUUUGGCUUUGAUGUAACCUCACUGAUUUGUGGUCAUGUGGUAAGAUAAUGUAUUUGAGUGCUAGGAGUGGAUAAGACAUGCAUGAGUUCAUGGCUGAAAAGAAUGACAUCACUGAAAGUUCUGAGUUUGAAGAUGAAUUUGCACUCUAUAGAGUUGCACAGGUUUGCUGUUUGACAAUAGUUCUGCCCCUACCCCCUUUUUAAUAUUUGUUUUUUUAAAAGUUUGAAUACUAAAAUGUAUUAAACUUGAGAAGCACUGCG
Messenger RNA from Anguilla anguilla (European eel), 2597 nucleotides. RefSeq names its product gastrula zinc finger protein 5-1-like. The coding region runs from base 550 to 2136 and encodes 528 amino acids. Gene Ontology annotation, biological process: regulation of transcription by RNA polymerase II. The transcript is spliced from 3 exons. NCBI's taxonomy places the organism in Eukaryota, Metazoa, Chordata, Actinopteri, Anguilliformes, Anguillidae. Gene Ontology annotation, molecular function: DNA-binding transcription factor activity; RNA polymerase II cis-regulatory region sequence-specific DNA binding. The record is from RefSeq and is a predicted model, not a curated record.